AUGCUGGUCCGUUCCAAAGUUUGCCUACAGACAGUCAUUAGACGUUUGACUGAUUUCCCAGAAGCUAGUGCCAUUAAAAAAAAGUUCCAGUUUGUAAAAAGUACCUCGGUUAUCAAACAGUUGAAAGGGCUACCCAAUGGACAAACAGUAGUGAUAAAUGGGUGGAUGGAGAAGAAGCCCAAAAAAAUUGGAAAAAAUUUGGUUUUUGGACUUUUAAGGGACUGCAACGGUGAUACCAUUCAAUUGGUGGACAGCAAGUCUUUGCUAAAAGGCUUCACUUUAGAGGAUGUGAUCCAGGCCAAGGGAGUACUCUCUUUUAAGAGAAAACUAUCAAAUGAGGAAGCAGAUAAGUAUGAAGUGCAGUUGGAAGACAUUACUGUAUUAAAUGUCUCCAAUAAGAAACCUGCGCAACUGCAGGAUUUCAAAUCUUCAGCUGUAUACCCGCCUGAGUUUCGAUAUUUGCAACUAAGAAAUCCUAAAUUCCAGGAAUUUUUAAAAAAAAGAUCCUCGAUCUCGAAGGAAAUAAGAUGUUCCUUUAAUGAUUUGGAUUUUACGGAAGUGGAGACUCCAAUGUUAUUCAAAGCUACCCCAGAAGGCGCAAGAGAAUUUUUGGUUCCAACAAGGACGAAGAGAUCUGAUGGCAAGCCGUCGUUUUAUGCUCUGAAUCAGAGCCCUCAACAAUACAAGCAGCUCCUCAUGGCUGGCGGCAUUAACAAAUAUUAUCAAAUGGCGAGAUGUUUCAGGGAUGAAGACUUGAGAGCGGAUAGGCAACCUGAAUUCACACAAGUUGACAUGGAAAUGGCAUUCGCUGAUUCCGAAGACGUUAUGAAAGUCAUUGAGAAGAUUGUUUCUGAUGUGUGGAGCAAAUUCUCUAAAAAGGGAGAAUUAUACACUUUAGACAACCGUGGGGUCUUGAUACCUUUGAAAAAAGAGGACGGUACAGUAUCGCUAUUUCGUAUGUCUUAUGAGCAAGCAAUGACACAAUACGGUAUUGACAAACCAGACUUGAGAGCGCCAGAUUUGAAAAUUAUUAAUUUAGCUGAGUUCAAUGCAUUCAGCCAUUUGAACCAAAAAUUUCCGGUUUUUGAAGUAAUGAUUUUGAGAAAUGCCUUUUCAAAUAUGGAGGAGUAUAAAGAACGUUGGUCUUUCUUGACAAAUGACAAUAACUACAACUAUAGAGUCCCAAUCGUACUUCCGAUUGAAAGUGAUGAACAAGCUCAGUCAAACUGGUUUGAGGAUUUUCAUGCGAUUGCUACUUUUGAGAACCCUCACUUGAUAACCAAAUUCCUGAAAUUACAAAAAGGCGACAUUGUAUGCGGGUGCACAAGAGAACCAAAUUACUCCAUUUUUGAGAAUCCUACUCCUCUGGGAAGGUUGCGACAGCUAGUAUUGCAAAGUGAGAAUGGAAAGAUUCUUUAUUACAGUACAGAUAAAGAUGUCGCCUCAUGGAUUGUUGAUUUCCCAUUAUUUUCACCUGUUACGCUUGAAGAAAAACCUGAUCAAAAAGAAAAGUAUGCAUAUCCGGAGUACGAAAGGGGCAAGCUAUGUUCUACACAUCAUCCUUUCACGAUGGUGAAGCUUGAUGACUACGAAAAAUUGGAGAAGACCCCGACAAGGUGUUUGGGUCAACAUUAUGACUUCGUGGUUAAUGGCGUAGAACUAGGCGGCGGCUCCACAAGAGUUCACGAUCCAAAAUUGCAAGACUAUAUUUUCGAGAACAUUUUGAACAUAGAUAAUGCAUAUGAGCUAUUUGGCCAUCUGUUAGACGCUUUUGAUAUGGGAACACCACCGCAUGCUGGAUUCGCGAUCGGUUUUGAUAGAAUGUGUGCUAUGAUCUGCGGGACCGAGAGUAUAAGGGAUGUGAUUGCUUUCCCCAAAAGUAUCACCGGAGCUGAUUUAGUUGUCAAGAGUCCAAGUGUAAUAUCUGAAGACAUCUUAAAGGCUUAUAAUAUCAAAUACAGCAGUUCCAAACAGUGA
Messenger RNA from Saccharomyces kudriavzevii IFO 1802, 1977 nucleotides. RefSeq names its product aspartate--tRNA ligase MSD1 (gene MSD1). Lineage: Eukaryota; Fungi; Ascomycota; Saccharomycetes; Saccharomycetales; Saccharomycetaceae. Gene Ontology annotation, molecular function: ATP binding; aspartate-tRNA ligase activity. The record is from RefSeq and is a predicted model, not a curated record. Gene Ontology annotation, biological process: aspartyl-tRNA aminoacylation. Gene Ontology annotation, cellular component: mitochondrion; cytoplasm. The transcript has a single exon. Bases 1 to 1977 code for a protein of 658 amino acids.